Molecule: messenger RNA, 2793 nt
Organism: Rotaria socialis
Lineage: Eukaryota; Metazoa; Rotifera; Eurotatoria; Philodinida; Philodinidae
Source: the annotation of a GenBank genome assembly
AUGGCCAAGUCUGUUGGUAAAAUAGCAAAAUUCGACAAUGUGAUUGUUACUUCUACAUUGAAAUCUACGUCAAGUAUUGUAAAUCAGGACUCAAUAAAUAUUUUUCCAUUGGCAUCAUCAAAAAAGAAGAACAUACGUACUUCUCUCCCAGCUCCAAUCAAUAAUCGUAUUACGGGUAAUAUUCGAGGUCCAACAUGGUGGUUAUCAUUGAUGCUAUUACUUAUAUCUGUUGCUGUUGGUUUUCAAUUCGGCCUUGUUUUUCUUUGUAAUGUUAAACGAUGUAUAACGGAUGAUUUAUCUUCAGAACAAAAUGGUGAUGACUUCUAUGGUGACCGUCGAGGAAAUCUAUCAUUUAUCUCAUCGAUUAAUUUACCUCGUGUAUCACAAAAGAAACAAUUGAUUCUGGUUGCUAUAAUGACAAGUAAAGAUUUUCUAGUAACACGUGCACCAACAGUGAUGCGUACAUGGGCAAGAAAUGUGCCUGGACAAGUCAUCUUUUUUUCAAGUGAAGGUUCAACUACAAAUGAUUCAAAUAUUAAUCUUGUUAGUUUACCAUCAGUGACAGACACAUAUCCACCACAGAAAAAAUCUUUUCUUAUGAUGAAAUAUAUUUAUGAUCAUUAUUUAAAUAAAUUCGAAUGGUUCAUGCGUGUUGAUGACGAUGUUUAUAUAAGAACAGAUAAUUUAGAAAGAUUACUUCGUUCCAUUGAUAAUCGUAAACCCUAUUACAUCGGGCAGCCAGGUAUGGGAACAAAAGAAGAAUUCGGUAAACUAGCGUUAGGUGAAAAUGAAAAUUUUUGUAUGGGCGGACCUGGUAUAAUAUUGUCUCGUGAAACUUUGGCUCGAUUUACUCCAAAUAUUAAAAAAUGUUUGAAAAACUUUUAUACUUCACAUGAAGAUGUUGAACUUGGCCGAUGUGUACAUAAAUAUGCAAAUACAUCAUGUACAUGGUCGUAUGAAAUGCAACAUAUUCUAUAUAAUCAUCCGAAUAAAACGGAAGGUUAUAAAGCACGAAAUUUAGUAUCAACAGAUAUUUUACGUGCUGUUAGUCUUCAUUCGAUAAAAGAUGUACGCGUAUUUACACGUGUGCAUAAUUUUGCUCUACAACGACGAAUUAUUGAACUCGAACAACGUAAUAUGUUAUUACGUCGGCAGACAAAAAUUUAUGAUCAAAUUCUUAAUAUAGAAAAUCAAAUAAAAUUUCAAAUAAAAAAACUUUUUCAAUUAAUACAAAGAACUAAAAACGAUCGAAUGCAAAAACAAUUGAAAUUACUAUAUAAACAACUAAAUAUGCCUGAUCGACAUAUUGCUGAACAAAUUAUGGCAUUGUACAAUAAUACAUAUCGAUUGUUUAAAAUUGAUAAUGAUCAGCAAUUGUCUUCAGAUCGUCUACUCUGGAAUGCUUUACAAGCAUAUUUAAAUCAAACUGUUCCAUCAUUGAACGAUUUAGCUUUUUCUUUUCUAUUCGAUUUACUUCAUUCAAUAUCCAACAACCAUACUCAUACGAAAACAUUCGUCAAAGAAAAAACUACUCCUGGCAUUUAUACAUUAUUUACUGCUAGUCAAUAUUCAGCUAAUACUGAGUUACCUGUUCGAUCGAUUGAACCAGCGUAUAAACAAUGUUUUGAUGAAGUCGUUCGGACAUAUAUGGAGGAAGUUAAUAAAAUUUCAAGAAACAUGGGUCGAUUUUUGGAAUAUAAAAAGACUUUAUAUGGUUAUUAUAAAUAUGAGCCACGACAUGGCAUUAAUUAUAUUCUAGAUUUAUAUCUUAUCUAUCGAAAAUAUAUGGGUAGAAAAAUGUCGGUACCCGUGCGGAAACGUGUUUAUGCUGUACAAAGAUUUCGUCCCCUAUAUUUUCGUGAACUUCCCUCUUCAUAUUCAAGUGCAAUAUUAUAUCCUGUUGGGGCUGACUCUUCUGAUAUCGUUAAUUUUAAUUCACCGGUGAUCACCAAUACGAAUGCAGCUGUAAUUUUAUCUUCUCCACCUGUUCCUAUUAAUAUGAUUGUACCUGUUAGUGGGCGUCUUGCUACUCUUCGACGAUUGCUAACAAAUUUUGAUCAUAUCGUAAUGCGUUCUAAUGAUCCUGGUCUUCUUAAUGUACAUCUCUAUGUAAUCUUAAUGGAAACAGCAGAAGAUAGUGGUGAACGUAUGUCAACAUUGGCAGAUUUUAUAAAAAGAUUUGUUCGAAAAUAUCAAUCUUCACGUAUUCAUUUAGUUGAAAUUGAAAGUGGAAAUUUCACACGUGGUUACGCACGUUCAUACGGUGCAUCUCGUUUCAAUGAUACAGAUCUUCUAUUUUUUAUUGAUCUUGAUAUGGUUUUUACUCGUGAUUUAUUUCCUCGCAUACGUCAUCAUACAAUUUUUAAUAAACAAGUCUAUUUCCCCAUUAUAUUUAGUCAAUAUGAUCCGAAUUAUUGGGAAUCAGCACAAUUCUUAUUAAAUAUCUCUUCGUUUAAUCUUCGCGAUGAUAUUGGUUACUGGCGACAAUAUGGCUUUGGCAUGUUGGGCAUAUAUAAAGCUGAUUUAGGACAAAUUGGUAAUUGGAAUGUUGAAAUAAGCGGAUGGGGAAAAGAAGAUGUGGAAAUUUACGAUAAAUUAGUACAAUGUCCAACUUUAAACGUCUUUCGCACAAUCGAUAAUAGUUUAGUGCAUAUAUUUCAUACAAAAGAAUGUUCACCAACAUUACGUGAUGAUCAAAUGAAUAUGUGCAAAGGAACUAAAUCGAUUACAUUGGGAUCACAACGCAUACUUGUACGAUAUGUUCAAAAACUGAUUCAGCUCAAUAAAAUCUGA